Molecule: messenger RNA, 1302 nt
Organism: Cynoglossus semilaevis (tongue sole)
Lineage: Eukaryota; Metazoa; Chordata; Actinopteri; Pleuronectiformes; Cynoglossidae
Gene: pln2
Product: phospholamban 2
Exons: 2
Coding region: 420-581 (53 amino acids)
Biological process (GO): negative regulation of ATPase-coupled calcium transmembrane transporter activity; negative regulation of calcium ion import into sarcoplasmic reticulum; negative regulation of heart rate
Cellular component (GO): membrane; sarcoplasmic reticulum
Molecular function (GO): ATPase inhibitor activity
Source: RefSeq, a predicted model, not a curated record
UUCCGUUUGUCCAAGUCAGUACGUGAGGCCUUUACCUUAAAGCUCAAGUUCAAUCUUUCGUCUUAAAUUAUAAUAAAUCACCAGGACUGCUGCGGACUGGGUUUGUCCAACCCUCCGAAAAUUCCUUUCAAGGGUGGCCUGCCUCCCUCCAUCCCUCUCAUUCUCCGUCUUUCUCCCUGCCUCCACUGGUUCUCUCUCACUCUGUCACACUUGUGUUCACUGCCUGGGCGAGCAGCUCAUAUGUGACAUUUCUCUUUGCAACUUUAAGCAGCUCUGUUCCCAUAUAAAAGGAGAAUAUAGAAAAGACACCUUUACCAGAACACAAGCUUCAGCUCACUUCAGCUCAUCUUCCAUCAACAAACAUCAGUUUGGACAAAUCUCUUUUCUUCCAGCCUGUCACAAUCUACCUUCUCGUCAUCAUGGAGCGCGUUCAGCACAUGACCAAGACAGCCAUCCGCCGAGCGUCUCAAAUCGAAGUGAAUCCUCAAGCCAAGAGAAACCUUCAGGAGCUGUUUGUCAACUUCACCCUCAUCCUCAUCUGUUUGCUGCUGAUCUACAUCAUUGUGCUGCUGAGCAGCUGAGAACACAGACCCAGUGGAAAAGCUUGGCUCGGUGAAGGCAGUAUAAAAAGCUCUAGAGAUUUCACCUCAUCUGUCACUUUGUCAACAAUGUUGCUUAGAUGAAGCUGAAUUUGUACAAGAACAAGAAUCAACAGCCAUCCUCUCUCUUAAAGAAACAACCGUUCUUUGGUGACAUUUUCACCAACAGUGUACAGUUCUUUUUCUGGCAAUUCUUUCACAAAGUGUUUUCAUAGUAAAUUAGAGAUUAGAAAGAGCUUCCACAUUUUCACUUGCCUGUUAUAUCAAAAGGCAGGUUCAAAAGUGUCUGUUUGUAGUUCGAAAACGUUAAAAUGCAAUGAAAUGUAAUUAUGUGACAAGCAUUUUAAUUAUUUUCAAAAAGUGUGUAAGUAAUUUUGUAUCCACUUGUAGCCUUAACAACAGUAUGUAGGGUGCUUACACUUAAAAACAUGUAAUCUAGUAAUUAAAUUCUACAUUGACCUAUAAACCAGUGCACAAGGGACUGCAGCCCAAUCUUUAAAAAUCGUGUUACUAAUAGUAAAUUUGCAUGAGACAAACAUGAACUUGGUUAGCUUGUGAAAUGUAAAAUUGUAGAACACUAUAAAGCGUGAAUACUGUAUAAUCCAAUAUGCAUAUUAUUAUGUCAUUAUUAUGUCGGAUGUUUGAAUAAUUGUGUCUCCUAUUUCAACCACAAAACCAAAUAAAUGUGCAUGACUUUUCCUUA